AUGUCAAUUGCCAACACAGGAAGUGUUGAUCUUGAAGCAGUUCUUAAUGUCGGCCGUCGGACGCUAGUAUCAAUUGGUGAAACAUCAGCUGCUCCUUUUCAACAGCCGUGUCAUGCAGAUACAGUUUAUUUAAAACGCGAAGAUAAUUCAAAUUCGAUAUUUUCUGUUGAUUCAAAAAUAUUUAUUUUUGGUGAAUUACAACUUUUAUGCAAUAUAUUUGAACGUUAUACAUCACAUAUGACCUUCUUUGAAAAAGUAUCUCAUGAAACUAAUUCAUCGUCGCCGUCUAGUUCAAAUAAACCAAUUUAUUUAGCAACACUGGAAAAAAAUGAGCCGAACACUCACGAAGAACCGCCGAUUAUUUCAACACUUCGUCACACUUCUAUUUCUUCGUCAAAAGGAUCAGCAAGUCCAACAUGUUCACCGGGAGUUCCAAGACGACGACAAACAUUCAAUUCUACAGGUCGAAAGCAAACUGUGUCAUCAACAGCAAGCGAAUAUUCAGCACAAAAUCUUGACGGUAAACGUUAUGGAUGCAUCGAAUUACCACAUAUGACAACAAUUGAAAUUAUGGAAAUACUUUUACGCUCUGGUUUGGAGUUGGUUAAUGUAUCAAGUGAUUAUGAUAAAAACACUCUACAUCAAAGUUUUGUUUUUUCAAAAACUCGCAAUGCAUCACAAAAACAUGGACAAAAUCCUUCAAAAUAA
Messenger RNA from Rotaria socialis, 708 nucleotides. The record is from the annotation of a GenBank genome assembly. NCBI's taxonomy places the organism in Eukaryota, Metazoa, Rotifera, Eurotatoria, Philodinida, Philodinidae.